Cinclus cinclus is the source of this 2758-nucleotide messenger RNA. It is a transcript of the gene PIBF1, whose product is annotated as progesterone immunomodulatory binding factor 1. Gene Ontology annotation, cellular component: centriolar satellite. The transcript is spliced from 18 exons. The record is from RefSeq and is a predicted model, not a curated record. NCBI's taxonomy places the organism in Eukaryota, Metazoa, Chordata, Aves, Passeriformes, Cinclidae. Bases 199 to 2481 code for a protein of 760 amino acids. Gene Ontology annotation, biological process: cilium assembly.
AACAGUAUCCCCUUCUGCCGAGCUGCUCCCCGCUGCUGUGGGGAAGGAAGGCGGCGGUGGUGGUGGCUCUGGAGGGCAGCCCGGCUCCGAGCGCGGUGUCCUCUCUCCCUGCUCGGCUCUGAGCAGCGCCGUCUUUGAUUCUUCAGGGGCCUCAUCUCAAAGUAUAGCUUAAAAAAGCUUUGUGAAUAGUGGAAGAAAAUGUCACAUAAAAGCUCUAAGGUAAUCAAGAAAGUAAACGUUUCUAGCUCCUUGGAAUCUGAGGAUAUCAGCUUGGAAACCACCGUACCAACUGAUGAUGUUUCUUCUUCUGAAGAGAGAGAAGGUGCUGUAAAAAUCACUAAGCAGCUGAUUGAACGGAAGGAGUUGCUCCAUAAUCUUCAGCUGCUUAAAAUAGAAUUAUCACAAAAAAACCUGAUGAUUGACAACUUGAAAGUUGAAUAUUUGACUAAGAUUGAAGAGCUAGAGGAGAAGCUUAAUGAUGCAACCCAUCAAAAGCAGCUGUUGUCUUUACGACUGGAUAGUCAGUUGGCAUUGCAACAAGAAGAUGCCAGGAAACAUCAGGCUUUAAUGAAGCAAGAAAUGGAAGCUAUUUUAUUGAGACAGAAGCAACUGGAGGAAACAAAUCAUCAUUUGAGAGAGAGGGCUGGAGAUAUCCGUCGUAGCUUGCGAGACUUGGAAUUAACAGAUGAAUGCUAUGAGAAACUAAAGUCUCUUCCUGAAGAUCAGCUUUCUAUCCCUGAAUAUGUUUCAGUCCGAUUCUAUGAAGUAGUCCAUUCCUUAAGAAGAGAGUUAAGUGAUCUACAGAUGAAAAAGGAGAGUCUGACAGAAGAGCUGAGUGGGUACAAAUCCCAGCUGAAGUGUCUGGCAGAGAGCUAUGAAGAGGAGAGGAGGAGUCGGUCAGAGCUUGAGGUCAGAUGCCAGCGUUUAACACUGGAACUGGCUGAUACCAAGCAGUUGAUUCAGCAAGGUGAUUACAGACAGCACAACUAUGAUAAAGUAAAAUGUGAACGUGAUGUAUUUGAGCAUGAAUUGUCAGAACUCAGAAGAAAUUAUGAAAUGCUGGAGGUAUCAUACAAAACACAAACUAAAGAAAGAAAUGACUUAGCAAAAGAGCUGGCAACUGCACAACAAUCCCUCAACUUGUUGCAAAAAGAUAAAGAUUAUCUUAAUCGCCAGAACAUGGAGCUUAGUGUUCGCUGUGCACAUGAAGAGGAUCGUCUUGAAAGACUACAGAUUCAGCUAGAAGAUGCCAAAAAAGCUAGGGAAGAAAUGUAUGAAAAAUAUGUGGCAUCCAGAGACCACUAUAAAGCAGAAUAUGAAAAGAGACUCCAUGAGGAGUUGGAACAAAUAAGGCUGAAAACGAAUCAAGAAAUUGAGCAACUGAGAAGCGCCUCAAAAGAGAUGUAUGAACGUGAAAACAGAAAUUUGAGAGAAGCAAGAGAUAAUGCUGUUGCUGAAAAAGAGAGAGCAGUUAUUGCUGAAAAGGAUUCCUUAAGAAAAUAUGAUCAACUCUUAGAACAGUAUAGACAAAUGCAGCUUGGCACAGAAAGCAAAAUAGCUGAACUUCUUCACCAAAGUAAGUUAAAGUCCUUUGAAACCGAGCAUGUUCAACUCAUGCAACAAGAAACAGCUAAGAAUCUUUCACAGUGCCAAAUGGAAUGUGAGAAAUACCAGAGAAAGCUGGAGGUGCUUACAAAGGAAUUUUAUAGUCUUCAGUCUUCUAGUGAAACCCGCAUUAUUGAGCUUCAAACACAGAAUUCUGAGUUUCAAGCAAGAUUAGAUAUUUACGAAAAACUUGAGAAAGAGCUUGAUGAGAUAAUACUGCAGACUGCAGAAAUGGAAGAUGAAGUUGAAGCUGAAAGGGUUCUCUUCUCGUAUGGAUAUGGUGCAAAUGUUCCUACAACAGCCAAAAGACGACUAAAGCAAAGUGUUCACUUGGCAAGAAGAUUAUUGCAGCUAGAAAAGCAAAACUCGAUGCUUGUAAAAGAUCUGGAACAUCAGAAGGAACAAGUAACGCAGAUUUCACAAGAGCUUGACAGAGCAAAUUCUUUGUUGAACCAAGCACAACAGCCAUACAAAUACCUCAUCGAAACUGUGCAACAGAGAGAUUCUCAAAUAAGUCUACAGAAAGAGCAUAUUACACAACUUGAAAAAGAUGUCAGUCUUUUAAAUAAAGAAAAGACAGCUUUGCUGCGUGUCAAGAAUCAAAUGGCAGCAGAUUUGGAGAGACUUCUAAAUGACCGUGAGGAACUAGCCACAAUGAAGCAGAUUAUUAUUACUUUACAUGGUAAACAUUAUGAACAAAAUCUACCUCAGUCUCAUAUUGAUGUAAAAAGGGCAACUGGAAGAAGAUCAAACCCUUUGGUAAAAUUACUGCCAGAACAUGAAGAAGAAAAUGUAUUUACACCUAAGCCAACAUUAUUUACAAAUAAAGAGGCACCUGUAUGGUACAAAAAACUGCAGAAGAAAACUUCACCAUAGCAUUUUUCCAAAAUUAUUCAAAAUAAUCCUUUGGGGAGCUUUUCUAUAAAGAAAGUUAUUUUCAUCAUAAUGAUACCCAUUUUACUAUAAAAGCAAACAACUGUUUUGGUUUUAACUGUUUCCUUUUUAACUGUUGAAUAAUCUUACGCUUCAUAAAAUCAUUUCUAGAUCUCUCACGGGAAUAAAAUGUGUGAAAAUGAUGCAUGCAAUAAUUUUACUAACGUUUAUUUGAAUUUUGAAAGAUAAAUUAACACUAGUGUAUUGUACACAUUAUAAU